Leptomonas pyrrhocoris is the source of this 2441-nucleotide messenger RNA. Its product is annotated as putative glucose-regulated protein 78. Gene Ontology annotation, molecular function: ATP binding; heat shock protein binding; ATP hydrolysis activity. Lineage: Eukaryota; Euglenozoa; Kinetoplastea; Trypanosomatida; Trypanosomatidae. The coding region runs from base 462 to 2441 and encodes 659 amino acids. Gene Ontology annotation, biological process: cellular response to unfolded protein; endoplasmic reticulum unfolded protein response; protein refolding. Gene Ontology annotation, cellular component: endoplasmic reticulum lumen; nucleus; endoplasmic reticulum chaperone complex. The record is from RefSeq and is a predicted model, not a curated record. The transcript has a single exon.
GGAUUUAUUUUUUCGCGAUACGCAUUACUCCGUGUCUUCCUCUCAGCCGUAAGAAUCAUAUUAGCCUCUCCACCCUCUUGCUCCUAAACACCCUUUACGAUCUUGUGUUGCGUGCAGGCCACUUUUUCUUUUCUUCGACUUUUGAACCGCUUUCACACAGGUUUUCUCUGGCUUGAAUUCGUGGUCGCUCCAUAUUGUGCUUUCUUUGGAGGGUUGUCCCGAGUUCGUUUGCCGAGUAAAACCAAUUGGACUUCGGAGCAGAAGAAGUCGUAACAAAAGAAAGAAAACACGCAGCGUUCAUCGUGGGCCUCUACGCUUGCUGGUGAAAGAGUGCAAACGGCGCAUUCAACUCCACGCAUACACACACACGCACACACAGCGGAAGGCAUAACUUGCUGUUCUCAAGCUCUGUUACCUUCUUGUGUCGUUUAUUGUUAAUAUUAUUAACCCCCACAACAGCAAUGGCCGUGAGAGACCGUCUUUUGCUUCUGGCCGUGUGCCUCGUCGCGGCGCUGCUGAUCGUAUCGGCUGCUGCUGCGCCCGACGGCAGUGGCAAAGUCGAACCGCCGUGCAUCGGCGUUGACCUCGGCACGACCUACUCCGUCGCCGGCGUGUGGCAGAAGGGCGAGGUGCACAUCAUCACGAACGAGAUGGGCAACCGCAUCACCCCUUCCGUCGUGGCCUUCACCGAGACGGAGCGUCUGGUCGGCGACGGUGCGAAGAACCAGCUGCCGCAGAACCCCGAGAACACCAUCUACGCGAUUAAGCGCCUCAUUGGCCGCAAGUUCAGCGACGCGACGGUGCAGAACGACAAGAAGCUGCUGUCGUACAAAAUCGUCAGCGACAAGGCGGGCAAGCCGCUGGUGCAGGUGACGGUGAGUGGCGCCAAGAAGGAGUUCACCCCGGAGGAGGUGAGCGCGAUGGUGCUGCAGAAGAUGAAGGACAUCUCGGAGACCUUUCUCGGCGAGAAGGUGAAGAACGCCGUGGUCACCGUGCCGGCCUACUUCAACGACGCCCAGCGCCAGGCCACGAAGGACGCCGGCAAGAUCGCCGGGCUCAACGUGGUGCGCAUCAUCAACGAGCCGACCGCGGCCGCCAUCGCGUACGGCCUGAACAAGGCAGGUGAGAAGAAUAUUCUCGUCUUUGACCUCGGCGGUGGCACGUUCGAUGUGUCGCUCCUGACGAUCGAUGAGGGCUUCUUCGAGGUGGUGGCGACGAACGGCGACACCCACCUCGGCGGCGAGGACUUCGAUAACAACAUGAUGAAGUUCUUCGUCGACGGCCUCAAGCGCAAGCAGAGCAUCGACAUCUCGAACGACCAGAAGGCGCUGGCGCGUCUGCGCAAGGCGUGCGAGGCGGCCAAGCGUCAGCUCUCGUCGCAUCCCGAGGCGCGCGUGGAGGUGGACAGCCUCGUGGAAGGCCACGACUUCAGCGAGAAGAUCACCCGCGCCAAGUUCGAGGAACUGAACAUGGCCAUGUUCAAGAACACCCUGAUCCCGGUGCAGAAGGUGCUGGAGGACGCGAAGCUGAAGAAGAGCGACAUUGACGAGAUCGUCCUCGUGGGUGGCUCGACUCGCAUUCCGAAGGUGCAGCAGCUGAUCAAGGACUUCUUCGGCGGCAAGGAGCCGAACAAGGGCAUCAACCCGGAUGAGGCCGUCGCCUACGGUGCGGCGGUGCAGGCGGCGGUUCUGAUGGGCGAGAGCGAGGUGGGCGGUAAGGUUGUCCUGGUCGAUGUGAUUCCGCUCUCCCUCGGCAUCGAGACCGUCGGCGGAGUCAUGACGAAGCUGAUCGAGCGCAACACCCAGAUUCCGACCAAGAAGAGCCAGGUUUUCUCGACCUACCAAGACAACCAGCCCGGCGUGCUGAUCCAGGUCUUCGAGGGCGAGCGCCAGAUGACGAAGGACAACCGCCUGCUCGGCAAGUUCGAGCUCUCUGGCAUCCCGCCGGCGCCGCGUGGCGUGCCGCAGAUCGAGGUCUCCUUCGACGUCGACGAGAACAGCAUCCUGCAGGUGACGGCGAGCGACAAGUCGUCCGGCAAGCGGGAGGAAAUCACCAUUACGAACGACAAGGGUCGUUUGAGCGAGGCAGAGAUCGAGGCGAUGGUGGAGGAGGCCGCCCAGUUCGCCGAGGAGGACCGCAAGUUGCGCGAGCGUGUGGAGGCGAAAAACUCGCUGGAGAGCAUCGCCUACUCGCUGCGCAACCAGGUCAACGACAAGGAAAAGCUCGGCGACAAGCUGGACGCGGACGACAAGAAGGCGAUCGAGGCCGCCGUGCGCGUGGCGCUGGACUUCGUCGACGAGAACCCGAACGCGGACAAGGAGGAGUUCGAGGAGGCUCGCGAGCAGCUGCAGAAGGUGACGAACCCAAUUAUCCAGAAGGUGUACCAGGCCGCCGGUGGUGCCGCUGGCGAGGAGGAGCCGGAUGCGAUGGACGACUUGUAA